AGAGGAUGCUUCUGUAGAUAAUACUAUUAUUAUUGUUGCUAUUUCUAAGUUAAAAGAGAUAUUAGAAAAAUAUGAUCUAAAAGAUAUUUAUAAUAUAGAUGAAACUAGAUUAUUCUAUCAGAAUAAUAAAUUAUUUUGUUAA
Messenger RNA from Racocetra persica, 142 nucleotides. Lineage: Eukaryota; Fungi; Glomeromycota; Glomeromycetes; Diversisporales; Gigasporaceae. The record is from the annotation of a GenBank genome assembly.